AUGGGUUUUGGAAAAACUCUUGCCAUCACAGGCAGUGCAGCCGUAGGAGGAGUAGGAGCAGUGAUCGCUGCUCCUGUAGUGCUGGGAGCUGUGGGUUUCACCUCAGCUGGGAUCACAGCUGGCUCCUACGCUGCAGGCAUGAUGUCUGCUGCUGCCAGUGCUAACGGAGGAGGAGUGGCUGCAGGAAGUCUGGUGGCUCUUCUGCAGUCUGCAGGUGCUGCUGGUCUGUCAGCAACCGCCAAUGCUGCUGUGGCCAGCAUCGGAGGCAGCAUUGGAGCUGGAAUUGGUUGGCUAGCAAGUAUUUUACAGGACGAAGAGGGGAAAAAAAGAAAGGAGGAGGAGGAGGAGGAGAAAAAAAAGAUUUUCUGGGUAACAGUCCUACCUGCACUGAUCAUAUUGUACAAUGGCUUAAACGGACAUGGUUUGUCCUUGACCAGCAUUGCUGCUGUGGCCUGCGUUGGAUCUGGUGCUGGAUGGUUGGCAAAACUCUUCCAGAAUAAAAGGCAAAAAAGAAAGAAGGAGGAGGAGGAGGAGGAGGAGGAGAUGGGAAAAUAUGUUUUAGGCACCGAGUGGCCCCCUUCAACAAAGUCCUUCCGGGCCGGCACGCAACUAUACUCGGCUGCUUUGGUCUACCAAGAUGUAUGGCUUCUGGCCACCCUGUGA
Molecule: messenger RNA, 663 nt
Organism: Nematolebias whitei (Rio pearlfish)
Lineage: Eukaryota; Metazoa; Chordata; Actinopteri; Cyprinodontiformes; Rivulidae
Exons: 6
Coding region: 1-663 (220 amino acids)
Biological process (GO): apoptotic signaling pathway
Cellular component (GO): membrane; mitochondrion
Source: RefSeq, a predicted model, not a curated record